AUGGCGACCCCCAACGUCGUUGCCGCCCAAGGCCACCCUCUGAGGACUGGCUCCAACUCACCUCUGCGGCUUGACGUCCAGCACAACUGCAACUUCACUAAAAAGCUCCACGCGGCUCUGCGCGACCUUAGUCAGAGAAUGACUGCGCAGCGCCAGACUGACGAUGUCGACGCGGAUAACUCGCCCUCCGGUCGCACGCCGCCAGAAGAGCGCAACAAGGGCCACAACGAUGGAAAGGUUGACAUUGGUGACUUUGAGCGCAUGAACCUUGCAACGACAGCAGCUCCCGCUACGAUGCACACGCAGGACAGCUCUUCCAGGGCAGUCAUGACCACGACAUCUGUGCCACCUCCUACACCCACCACCCAGUCGCUGCUAGAGCAAGCUCCGUGCGAGACAGCCCUGAGGAAAGCAAGCAGUGUUACGAAGACCGAGUCGAUUGCUGCAAUCUCCAAAGCUCAGAUGGACACAAAGCAUUGA
Ascochyta rabiei is the source of this 480-nucleotide messenger RNA. RefSeq lists its product as uncharacterized. The transcript has a single exon. The record is from RefSeq and is a predicted model, not a curated record. Lineage: Eukaryota; Fungi; Ascomycota; Dothideomycetes; Pleosporales; Didymellaceae. Bases 1 to 480 code for a protein of 159 amino acids.